Molecule: messenger RNA, 5515 nt
Organism: Biomphalaria glabrata
Lineage: Eukaryota; Metazoa; Mollusca; Gastropoda; Planorbidae
Product: mucin-2-like
Exons: 4
Coding region: 127-4605 (1492 amino acids)
Cellular component (GO): membrane
Source: RefSeq, a predicted model, not a curated record
AGAAAGUUCACAUUUAAGGACUUUAACUUGUGAUUUAAUGAAUGUUGCUGAUAUUUAGUAGCUAAAGCCCAUUCUGUGAACGACUCUUUAGACUUCAUUUUUCUUGGCAUCACGUUAGAAAGAAAGAUGCUAGCUUACGUUUCUCAUGUGUUGAAACUAUUUCUUUGGAUUGAGUUGUUCUUGCUGGUUGAUUGUGAAGGCCUAUAUCUAGAUUCUGCCAUGGAUGCUCUAUGUAUACAAACAGCCAAUGUGUCCAGUUUUUUGUCGUGCAGUUUUGACAGAUCUCAAUGUGAUUUUACAAGUCACAGCAGAAAUACUUCACUGUCAUGGGUGAGAGGAAACAGAACAUCCGGUGGACCUUUAAAGUUUGACUGGCAACCAUCAACCAAUAAAACACAUGGUUCGUACAUGUAUCUGGACGUCACUGACCCCGAGAUCUCCCUCAACACGGUUGCACUUGUAAGUGUUUCAGUGGCUACUUCUGUGACAGCAGUCUGUAUUGAGUUCCACUAUGCUACCACUGGCACUCAUGGACAGGAUAUCAGAGUUUACGGUCAAACUGACCCAGGCUACGGUUCCAGGCAAACAGAUGUGCUUAUUGGAGAAAUAAUUAAUGUCACUACUGGCCAUCAGUGGUACACUGCAAAGAUGUUUGCUUGUAUCAAAGAUAAAAAGUUUAUAACAUUGGAAAGUCCUAAGAAUUCAGUCAACAGUACUGUCGCUUUAGAUUAUAUCCGAGUCAUGUCAUCCAAUACAACGUGUGAUAAUAAUUUCGAUCAAGAGAGACACAAAGGCACAUACUCGUCUACCCAGCCAGAUCUCAAGACGUAUCACACACAAGAGCUACCAAUAAAAAUAAAGAACUUGUGGCAUAUAGUCAAAGCAGUUCAACCUCAACGAGGUAGAUCUGAAACAAUGGGGACAACUGUCAAAAUAGCAACUAGUAAUAAAACAUUGACCAGUGGAACAUCUAGUAAAGCAACCAUUUCAAGAACAACAGCAACAACAUCAAUAGAAGCUAGCAUGGAUACAGCAUUAACAACAUCAGCAAUAGAAACUAGCACAGAUACAGUAUUGACAAAAACAGCAGUAGAAGCUAGCAAGGAUACAGCUGGACCAAUAACACCAAAAUCAGCGAAGAAAAGAGCAAAACGAGAAGGAAAUCACCAAACGACCCGAAGAACAACAUCCUCAAGUACAACGAAACAUUCAACACUAAGAACAACGAAACAUUCAAAGCUUAGAAUAUUUAGCCACUCAACAACAAAAUCAACAAUUAACACCUCAGCAACAAAAUCAACAAUAAGGCCUUCAACAACAAAAUCAACAAUAAGGCCUUCAACAACAAAAUCAACAAUUAAGCCCUCAACAACAAAAGCAACUAUAAGGCCUUUAACAACAAAAGCAACAAUAAGGCCUUCAACAACAAAAUCAACAAUUAGCCCCUCAACAACAAAAUCAACAAUUAGCACCUCAACAACCAAAUUAACAAUAAGGCCUUCAACAACAAAAUCAACAAUUAGCCUCUCAACAACAAAAGGAACUAUAAGGCCUUCAACAACAAAAUCAACAAUUAAGCUAUCAACAACAAAAGCAACAAUUAAGCUCUCAACAACAAAAUCAACAGUUAGCCCCUCAACAACAAAAUCAACAAUUAAGCUCUCAACAACAAAAGCAACAAUAAGGCCUUCAACAACAAAAUCAACAGUUAGCCCCUCAACAACAAAAUUAUUAAUUAGCACCUCAACAACAAAAUCAACAAUUAAGCCCUCAACAACAAAAGCAACAAUAAGGCCUUCAACAACAAAAUCAACAAUUAGCCCCUCAACAACAAAAUCAACAAUUAGCACCUCAACAACAAAAUCAACAAUUAGGCCUUCAACAACAAAAUCAACAAUUAAGCCCUCAACAACAAAAGCAACUAUAAGGCCUUCAACAACAAAAUCAACAAUUAGCCCCUCAAUAACAAAAUCAACAAUUAGGCCUUCAACAACAAAAUCAACAAUUAAGCCCUCAACAACAAAAUCAACAAUAAGGCCUUCAACAACAAAAUCAACAAUUAGCCCCUCAACAACAAAAUCAACAAUUAGCACCUCAACAACAAAAUCAACAAUAAGGCCUUCAACAACAAAAUCAACAAUUAAGCUCUCAACAACAAAAUCAAUAAUAAGGCCUUCAACAACAAAAUCAACAAUUAAGCUCUCAACAACAAAAUCAACAAUAAGGCCUUCAACAACAAAAUCAACAAUUAGCCCCUCAACAACAAAAUCAACAAUUAGGCCUUCAACAACAAAAUCAACAAUUAGCCCCUCAACAACAAAAUCAACAAUUAGCCCCUCAAUAACCAAAUCAACAAUUAGGCCUUCAACAACAAAAUCAACAAUUAAGCCCUCAACAACAAAAUCAACAAUAAGGCCUUCAACAAACAAAUCAACAAUUAGCCCCUCAACAACAAAAUCAACAAUUAGCACCUCAACAACAAAAUCAACAAUAAGGCCUUCAACAACAAAAUCAACAAUUAAGCUCUCAACAACAAAAUCAACAAUAAGGCCUUCAACAACAAAAUCAACAAUUAGCCCCUCAACAACAAAAUCAACAAUUAGCACCUCAACAACAAAAUCAACAAUUAGGCCUUCAACAACAAAAUCAACAAUUAAGCCCUCAACAACAAAAGCAACUAUAAGGCCUUUAACAACAAAAUCAACAAUUAGCCCCUCAAUAACAAAAUCAACAAUUAGGCCUUCAACAACAAAAUCAACAAUUAGGCCUUCAACAACAAAAUCAACAAUUAAGCCCUCAACAACAAAAGCGACUAUAAGGCCUUUAACAACAAAAUCAACAAUUAGCCCCUCAAUAACAAAAUCAACAAUUAGGCCUUCAACAACAAAAUCAACAAUUAGCCCCUCAACAACAAAAUCAACAAUUAGCCCCUCAAUAACAAAAUCAACAAUUAGGCCUUCAACAACAAAAUCAACAAUUAAGCCCUCAACAACAAAAUCAACAAUAAGGCCUUCAACAAAAAAAUCAACAAUUAAGCUCUCAACAACAAAAUCAACAAUAAGGCCUUCAACAACAAAAUCAACAAUUAGCCCCUCAAUAACAAAAUCAACAAUAAGGCCUUCAACAACAAAAUCAACAAUUAAGCUCUCAACAACAAAAUCAACAAUAAGGCCUUCAACAACAAAAGCAACAAUUAGCACCUCAACAACAAAAUCAACAAUUAGGCCUUCAACAACAAAAUCAACAAUUAAGCCCUCAACAACAAAAGCAACUAUAAGGCCUUCAACAACAAAAUCAACAAUUAGCCCCUCAAUAACAAAAUCAACAAUAAGGCCUUCAACAACAAAAUCAACAAUUAAGCUCUCAACAACAAAAUCAACAAUAAGGCCUUCAACAACAAAAGCAACAAUUAGCACCUCAACAACAAAAUCAACAAUUAGCACCUCAACAACAAAAUCAACAAUAAGGCCUUCAACAACAAAAUCAACAAUUAGCACCUCAACAACAAAAUCAACAAUAAGGCCUUCAACAACAAAAUCAACAAUUAGCACCUCAACAACAAAAUCAACAAUAAGGCCUUCAACAACAAAAUCAACAACCAAAACAACAAAUAGCCCAUCAACAACCAAAUCAACAACCAAAACAACACAUAGCCCAUCAACAACCAAAUCAACAACAAAAACAACCAUUAUGCCCUCAACAACAAAGACAACAAUUAAGCCCUCAACAGCAAAAACAACAAAAACAACACUUAGGCCCUCAACCACGAAAUCAACAGCAAAAAUAACGGUGAGCUCCUCAACAACAAAAACAACAAUUAUACCCUCAACAAUAAAAUUAAUUAGCCAAUCAACAGCCAAAACAACAAUGAUACCACCACCAACAAAAACAUCAGUUAAGUUAACGACUACAAACACAACAAUUUUACCUCCAAUGCAAAAAACGACAAGGGGACUCACAGCCCCCAAAACAACAACAAUCACUACAAAAACAACGAUUCCUUUCGCAUCAAAAACAACGGCAACGAGAACAAGCAUACUUCCAACAAUAAAGGAAACAGCGAAGACAGCAAUCAAUCAUCGCACAACAUUCAAACCAACAAUGGCCAAACCAGUUACAGAAAUAACAUCUCAAAGUUUGCCAGAGUCCACUGUAUCAGCAAACGACAUUACAACAUUGCACUUGAGAAUCACCAAGCAAACUGCAACAUCCAGACCAACAAUUGAACAAGAAACAAACAGAUAUAUUGCUACAACUAAAACGUCAACAUUCUCUAGGCAUGGAACAGACUCAACAGCGCCAAACUACACAAUGUACUCAAAAUCAGUUACCAAUGACACCUUGCUAACUGCUACUUCGAGAACAUCGAAAGUAAUUCCGACAGAUUCCGCCGCCAAGAUUCACUCUACCAACAACAGCAGUGGGAAAACUUCCUCUAUUCUAAUUCCAGUCUUUAGUACCAUCGGUGGUGUCUUACUUUGUGUGGGCUUGCUGGUAUUCUGUUUGCGACGCCAUAGAUCACCUUCACAUUUCAAGCUAAUGUAUAUUACUGAUGACGCUUUGGUAGACAACGAGCAACACGAGGCAAAAUAUUUCCCCCUAUAACAGCUAGCAGACGUGAACAAGUAUUUCACACUAUAACAGCUAGCAGACGUGAAAAGUAUUUCCCCAAAUAACCGCUAGAAGACGUGAAGAAGUAUUUCCCCCUAUAACCGCUAGCAGACGUGAAAAGUAUUUCCCCCUAUAACCGCUAGCAGACGUGAAAAAGUAUUUCCCACUAUAACCGCUAGCAGACGUGAAAAAGGAUUCGUUCUGUUCAGGAUUACUUUAAAGAGACAGAUUUUUAAAGAAUUAUUUCAAUAAAGAGGAAACAACGGGAGACAAUACGUAUUGCACUGUCGGUUAUUCUUGGUGCCUAUGACUCAUAUCUCAUAAGUCAGUGAGUGCCUUUAAAAUGUAAUAAUUACAAUUACAUGUUGAAUUACAAAAAAUAUAGAUCUUAAAUUUUUAAAAUUUUUGCCGCACCAUUUUCCUCUCUCGACGUUUAUUUCUCUGGGCAAUUUUUCUAAGCAGCGUUUCUCUUUCACUGUGUGUGUGUGAUGUGUGUGUGUGUGAUGUGGAUCUUUUUGUGUAGAGAAAAGAAUGUUAUAGAUAUGUUUGAGGUAAAAAUAAAAUUCAUUAGAACUUACUACAAAAGAAUGUAGCAAGGAAAACUCUUUAUGUCUGCUCAGACUCGAACUCUUCUAAGAGUACUAGUGGACAUGCGUGCCACUCUAAAUGUUGUAUGUAAGCUAUGAACAGAGUAGGACUUUUUAGUGGACAUACGUGCCAUACUUUGAAAUAUCAUAUUCCGAAUUGAAUAUUCGUAUCUGAGAUCAGAUGAUAUCACACAUGCGCCCCUCCCGUGUCUUCUAUAAUUUAUAUGCAAAACGCCCAGGACAAUGUUCACCUUUUUUUCUGUAUAUAAAGUUUGAGAUACCAUAAAUUGAAUAAACCAUUAUUUGUGAACAAAAAA